Messenger RNA from Crotalus tigris (Tiger rattlesnake), 864 nucleotides. RefSeq names its product SEC11 homolog A, signal peptidase complex subunit (gene SEC11A). NCBI's taxonomy places the organism in Eukaryota, Metazoa, Chordata, Lepidosauria, Squamata, Viperidae. Gene Ontology annotation, cellular component: signal peptidase complex; membrane. The coding region runs from base 39 to 647 and encodes 202 amino acids. The transcript is spliced from 6 exons. Gene Ontology annotation, molecular function: serine-type endopeptidase activity. The record is from RefSeq and is a predicted model, not a curated record.
UCCCCCAUCGCCACCGCUACCAGCUUGGCCGGAUAUUGAUGUCGGCGGCCGGAAGCGGAAGUGUGAGACGGUCGGGUCUCCCGGCCGCAGCCUCCUCGCUCGCUGGGAUGCUGUCCUUGGACUUUCUGGACGAUGUUCGGCGGAUGAAUAAGCGGCAGCUGUAUUAUCAGGUUCUGAACUUUGGAAUGAUUGUUUCCUCGGCGCUGAUGAUCUGGAAGGGGUUGAUGGUGGCAACGGGCAGCGAGAGUCCCAUCGUUGUUGUACUUAGUGGCAGCAUGGAACCUGCAUUUCACAGAGGAGACCUCCUGUUCUUGACCAACCAUGUUGAAGAGCCGAUCAGAGUGGGAGAAAUCGUGGUCUUUAGGAUAGAAGGAAGGGAAAUUCCAAUUGUGCAUCGGGUCCUGAAAAUCCACGAAAAACAAAAUGGCGACAUCAAGUUUUUGACCAAAGGCGACAACAAUGCAGUUGAUGAUCGAGGCUUGUACAGACAAGGGCAACACUGGCUGGAGAAGAAAGAUGUGGUUGGAAGAGCGAGAGGGUUUGUGCCAUACAUUGGAAUAGUAACCAUCCUAAUGAACGAUUACCCUAAAUUCAAGUACACUGUCCUUUUUCUCCUGGGCUUAUUUGUCCUCGUCCAUCGAGAAUAGACCCUCACCGGUGGAGGCGUGGAUCACCCCUCCAAGUAGACCGGGAUGUGAAGUGUGUCCAUUUCGCUGCUUCUUAAUCCGAGUUGGAUUUUGGCAUUUUCGUUUUCUACGACUGCUGUGUCACGGGCAGGUUAAUCUCAGUAUUUUGAAGAGUUUGUCACACUUUAGCCUUUUUGUACAUCGGUGAAUUUUUAUAUUAAAAACAUUUUAAACCAAA